AUGUCAGAUGAUGAGAAUGAAGAUUAUGUUGGAGCACUAGAGAUAUUAGAAGCAAAAUAUCAAACACUCUUACAAACAUUUAUAGAGAGAAGAAUCAUUGAACAAAAAACUGUAGAUAAUAUCGUUGCAUGUAUAAAUAGACAUUAUGGAGAUAGAGAAGCUUCAAGCGAAUACAUACGUUCUAUAAAUUCAACAAUCAUCAGUUUAAACUUACAGAUAAAAGAUUUGAGAACUAGCGAUAAACAUUUUUGGUGUCUGGUCAACUUGAAACCAGAUGAAUCAUCGAAAUUGACUACAAACUACAAUGCAAACGAAACUACUUUAUUUAAAUUAACUGUAUGUCUGUUUAUAAACAACCACCAAAAUGAUUUAAUAAUGGAAACACUCAUUGCCAAUGGAGGUGAGGCAAAGUCUAGUGAAUGUAUAAACCUGGCGAAUCGUGCAGCGAUUUCACUCUCAAUGGCAGAGAUGACCCUCCAAAAAUUCAAAGUAGACGGUUGGCUAAAAGACUCUGGCACCACAAUGAUUUCACUUACAGAGAGAGCUAUACUCGACUUGAAUCCGAUCUUGACUGAACUACCGCAUUGUCAACUAUGUAAACAAAUAGUAUUACCAGUAAAUGGAGUUGUAGAAGAAUGUAUGAAUUGUCAAAUUAGAUUACAUCCACAUUGUUCAAAUCAAUAUUUCAAAAAGACUGCCAAUUGUCCGGCAUGUAAACAAAGAUUCAAAUAA
Molecule: messenger RNA, 732 nt
Organism: Heterostelium album PN500
Lineage: Eukaryota; Evosea; Eumycetozoa; Acytosteliales; Acytosteliaceae
Exons: 4
Coding region: 1-732 (243 amino acids)
Biological process (GO): DNA damage tolerance; double-strand break repair via homologous recombination
Cellular component (GO): nucleus; Smc5-Smc6 complex
Molecular function (GO): ubiquitin-protein transferase activity
Source: RefSeq, a predicted model, not a curated record